GAUAUGGUGCGUCCCCUCCCCUCUCUCCCUCCCUCCCUCGCCGGCCGCCGCCUCUCGCCCCCCUCGGUCGCGGCCGCCGGCCGCCGAUUGCGCCCGUCCCGCGUUUUCCCGCUCGGUCCGGGGCGUUUCCGGACGCGCCCGUCCGAUCCGCUCCCAAUGCGGCGGGUUCCCCGUCGCCUCGAUCUCCUCUGACGCUCCUCUGCUCCCCUGUCCCCGCCGCAGGAUGGCCGCCACGCUCCACGCCAAGAUCAACCGCAAGCGCCUCGACAAGCUCGACAUCAUCAAAAUCUGCGAGGAGAUCCUGAACCCGUCGGUGCACAUGGCGCUCAGGCUCUCCGGGAUCCUCAUGGGCGGCGUGGUGAUCGUGUACGAGAGGAAGGUGAAGCUUCUCUACGAUGAUGUGUCCCGUCUUCUGAUUGAGAUCAACGAGGCAUGGAAGAUCAGGCCGGCCGUGGACCACACCGUCCUCCCCAAGGGCAAGGCUCAAGCCAAGUAUGAAGCAGUAACACUGCCAGAGAACGCGGUGGAUAUGGAGGUGGAGCAGCCCGUGUUUUUCACAGAUACUGAUACUACUAGGUUCCGCGGAAUGGUAAUCGUUGUCAUCUGUGUAUUCUGGAAGUUGAAACUGUGUUAGUCUAUUGUAUUCGGAGACUAAUAUGAUGAAUUGUAUUCAAAGA
Molecule: messenger RNA, 677 nt
Organism: Triticum dicoccoides
Lineage: Eukaryota; Viridiplantae; Streptophyta; Magnoliopsida; Poales; Poaceae
Product: sister chromatid cohesion 1 protein 1-like
Exons: 6
Coding region: 224-634 (136 amino acids)
Biological process (GO): meiotic sister chromatid cohesion, centromeric
Cellular component (GO): cohesin complex
Molecular function (GO): chromatin binding; protein binding
Source: RefSeq, a predicted model, not a curated record